Engraulis encrasicolus (European anchovy) is the source of this 2490-nucleotide messenger RNA. RefSeq names its product estrogen receptor 1 (gene esr1). Bases 46 to 1611 code for a protein of 521 amino acids. The transcript has 9 exons. Gene Ontology annotation, cellular component: chromatin; nucleus. The record is from RefSeq and is a predicted model, not a curated record. Gene Ontology annotation, molecular function: estrogen response element binding; nuclear receptor activity; zinc ion binding. Gene Ontology annotation, biological process: cellular response to estrogen stimulus; regulation of transcription by RNA polymerase II; estrogen receptor signaling pathway. NCBI's taxonomy places the organism in Eukaryota, Metazoa, Chordata, Actinopteri, Clupeiformes, Engraulidae.
UCUCAGCUGCUGAUCGCCGUGGCAACUCUCUCAGUCUCCGCCCACAUGUAUCCGCCUGAAGAGCGUGCGCAGAGUGAGGCCGACGCCCACCGCACAGAGCACUUCCUGGACUCGACCUACGAUGACAUUACUGGCCCCGCCCCGGUCUCUAACCCUUCCCCUUCUGCUAUCGUCUAUUCCGACAUCGCCCCCGAGGACUACGGCAGCCCCACACACACGCACACACUGGCGCAUACACCCGACACCGAGCCUUUUGGCAGCCCCAUGAUCUACGUGCCCUCCAGCCCUCAGCUCUCUCCCUUCCUGCACACACACACCCCACCGCCGCAAACGUACACACACACCACCCCGCCACACACACUCGCACUCACUAAUCCCCCGGCAUACACACAAGCGCACAACACCCCCCCAACUCAGGAGCUUUGCUACACGUCCAUGGACACGCCACACUACAGUAAGGAGACACGUUACUGUGCGGUGUGCAGUGAUUACGCGUCUGGAUAUCACUAUGGCGUCUGGAGCUGCGAGGGAUGUAAAGCGUUCUUCAAGAGGAGCAUACAGGGACAGCAUGACUACAUGUGCCCGGCCACCAAUCAGUGCACUAUGGACCGCAGCAGGAGGAAAAGCUGCCAAGCCUGCAGACUACGCCGAUGCCUAGAGGUCGGCAUGACCAAGGGAGGCUUCCGUAAGGAGCGUGGAAGGCGGGCCGUAAGACGGGAGCGGCCUGCUGUGAUUAGCCGGCGCGUGUGUGGGGGGCCGGGGCACCUGGUGAGGAGGCUGGUGGAGCCCCCUGUGUGUCCGGAGGAGGUACUGCAACUACUCAUCAACGCAGAGCCACCAGUGCUGCACUCACGGCAACAGGCCAGCCAGCCAUAUACGGAUAUCAGCCUGAUGACUCUUCUGACCAGCAUGGCCGACAGGGAGCUAGUACACAUGAUCACCUGGGCCAAGAAGAUACCAGGUUUCCAGGCCCUGUCUCUGCAUGAGCAGGUGAAGCUGCUGGAGGGAUCUUGGAUGGAAGUCCUGAUGACCGGACUCAUAUGGAGAUCAAUAAACGCACCUGGAAAACUAGUCUUCGCCCAGGACCUCAUACUAGACAGGAGCGAGGGCAAAUGUGUGGAGGGAAUGCAGGAGAUCUUUGACAUGUUGCUGGCUACCGUCUCUCGCUUCCGUACUCUGAAACUGACCACAGAGGAGUUUGUAUGUCUCAAAGCCAUCGUGCUCCUCAACUCAGGUGCGUUCUGCUUAGAGCCUCUUGGUGGCGUGGGCAGCGUGCAGACCAUGCUUGACACCAUAAGCCACACCCUCAUCCACUACAUCAGCCAAUCGGGCGCUCCGACACACCUGCAGGCCCGAAGACAUGCCCAGCUGCUGCUGCUGCUAUCACACAUACGACACAUGAGUAAUAAGGGCAUGGAGCACCUCUACAGUAUGAAGUGUCAGAAUAAGGUUCCUCUGUACGACCUGCUGCUGGAGAUGCUGGAUGCUCAUCGGGUGGAUUCCAAUAGGCUCCGCCCCGUUCCUGGAGAUCUGCGAUCUGAUUGGCUGCAGGAUGGAAGCCCACCCCCCCUUACCUUAGCACCAGCACCCUGCCGCUCGCCAAGCCCGUAGACACAUACACACACACACACACACUAUACCGAGCCGCUACACACACAAAAUACCAAGCCCAUAGACACAUACACAAUACCAAGCCCGUAGACACACACACACACACACACACACACAAUACCAAGCCCGUAGACACACACACAAUACCAAGCCCGUAGUAGACACAAGCCACUACACACACACAAUACUAAGUCCGUAGUAGACACAAGCCGCUACACACACACAAUACCAAGCCUGUAGACACACACACACAAUACCAAGCCCGUAGACACAUACACUGUACCAAGCCGCUACACACACACACAAUACCAAGCCCGUAGUAGACGCACACACAAUACCAAGCCCGUAGACACACACACACACAUAUAAUACCAAGCCCGUAGACACACACACACACACACACACAAUACCAAGCCCGUCGGCACACACACACACACACAUACACACACACAAACACACACAAAAUACCAAGCCCGUAGACACACACACAAUACCAAGCACGAAGACACACACACACACACACAAUACCAAGCCCAUAGAAACACACACACAUACACAAUGGCGCUAAGCCGCUAACCAUAUUCAUAGAACACAGACACACACACACACACACACACACUCAGAUACCGACAAUUCACGCACACACACACGCACUCUAUACCGACACAUUGCACACACACACAUACUCAGAUAUGACAAAUUGUGCACACACUCAGAUACCCACCAAUUGUGUGUACAAACACACACACACACACACACACAGACACACGCAUCCCUAAAAUCAGCCAGCACACCCUCAACUUUCUGUUCAUCGAUGACACUUUGUCAUUAUCAUUUUAAUUGUCAAAAUUCUUGUUAUUGUAAAAAAAUAAAUCUUCA